AUGUCCGAAAAUAAAGGUAAAGGUAAAAUAACAAAACCGCUUGAAAAUAUAUUUGCCGAGAAGAAAAAAAAAAAAGAGUCUGAUGUAGAAGAAAUUGAACCAGUUUUGGAUUCCAGCGAAACUUCCACAUUUUAUAAUUUAGAUG
Molecule: messenger RNA, 145 nt
Organism: Funneliformis caledonium
Lineage: Eukaryota; Fungi; Glomeromycota; Glomeromycetes; Glomerales; Glomeraceae
Source: the annotation of a GenBank genome assembly